Molecule: messenger RNA, 1924 nt
Organism: Ricinus communis (castor bean)
Lineage: Eukaryota; Viridiplantae; Streptophyta; Magnoliopsida; Malpighiales; Euphorbiaceae
Product: protection of telomeres protein 1a
Exons: 10
Coding region: 270-1652 (460 amino acids)
Biological process (GO): telomere capping; regulation of telomere maintenance via telomerase
Cellular component (GO): chromosome, telomeric region; nuclear telomere cap complex
Molecular function (GO): telomerase inhibitor activity; G-rich strand telomeric DNA binding
Source: RefSeq, a predicted model, not a curated record
GAAGGUUGUGAAUUUCACUUCCUCUCUGUUUGUGUGCAAAGGGGGACUUACAAACUGUAGUAAAGCAGGACCUUGUUGAGUUUGAGAGUGAGAGAAACUGAUCAAGGUGCUUUAUAAACAAGCAACAGCAAUUGCUUUCAUUUGGGUUUCUCUCCAUUUUUUUCCAUGGUGCUUUUGAAAGAUUUUUCUGUUCCGUUUUUAUGAUGUUCUCAACUGUAAACUUUAGCCCUUUGUGAUUAUUCUUUUCUGGUACCCAUAAAAUACAAAAAAUGAACCGUAAUCUAAUCAGAAUCCCAAUAGGAGAGGUUGCUAACUAUGUGGACAAGAAGGUAAAUUUGAUAGGCAUCGUUGUAGAAUUCUCUUUCCCUAGAAAGAGUAAUGGAACAGAUUUUGUUUCCAUAUUGAAGAUAGUGGAUCAGUCACCGCAGUCUCCAGAACUGUCUGCUAAUAUUUUCACCGAGAAAGUGGAGCAUCUCCCUGUCGUAAAGUCUCAUGGAGACUUGAUUUUCCUUCAAAACGUCACGAUUGAGAAGUAUGAUGACGGUGGGGUGGUAAAUGCCGUUUUCGACAAACGAUUUUCAUCAUUUGGUUUAUUUUGGGGAAGCUAUGCCGAUGAUAUCUUUUGUUAUCAAACUUUCAGAAGUUUUUCCCUGUCAUGGUCUGAAAGGAAUGAUUUAAUAAAUCUAAGAAAUUGGUGGCCCAAUGCUCACCUUGAUUCGGGAACAAAUGAAUACCUGGUAUCAGUGAAAGACAUCAACAAAGGUACCUAUUUUGAUCUAGUUUGCCAGGUUUUGCAUGUUUCAUAUGAUGUUUCCAGAGGCGUUUGGAUUUUGUUUGUGUGGGAUGGGACUGAUGCCCCUUUGUUAAGCUUAGAUCAAAAACUCAAGGAUGAAGAGAAGGAUCCACUUCCCCUGCAAGUUGAAUCAGUCCCUUUAGGCCGAGAUAUCCUUUGCAACUUUCAUCAUAUUGGAACAGUUUUAAGGGUGAUGGCUGAUGAAUGCCAUGAAAAUCUUUGCCCACAGUUUCAAGGUAUUGGCAAAUGGGUGAGAAUCCGCAACAUGAGUGGUAAAGUGUGGGCAGGGAUGUGGUAUGGUGCUUUGAAUCCUUCGUCUAAGGUUAGACUUCUCGCUGAUAAUGAUGGAAUUGUUGUGGAUUACAAAAGGAAAUUCAAAGAAAGAAAAUCAGAACGUGAUCGGUUGCCUUUAUGGAGUCCGAAUGACGACUUAACUGAGAUAGAAUAUGAUGAUGAGGGGGACAGCAUUCAGUUUAUGACAUUGAUGGAUGUUCUUACUCGCAAAAAGGAUGAUGACUUAUUUUACUGCAUUGUUCGUGUGGUAGCAAUCCAUCCAUAUGAACUGAAAGUCUUAUGUUCAUCUGAUGAAGGGGUGAUGAGAUUGACACUGGAGGACCCAACGGGGAGAAUUCAUGCGUAUUUACUUGGGGAAGACUUGGUGAAAUUUGUGAAUGGCAUGGCUCCUGAUGUGGUGAAUGGGAAGAUGAAGGAGUUACUGGGAGUGGCAGAGCAUGAGAGAAGGAUAGAAGAUGGUGAUUGUACAAGGUUUCCACCGUUUGUGAGAUGUUGCAUAGAUUCAGCAAAAGAUGAUGACGACGGGGACAUGUUUUAUAUAUGUAGGACGAGGCUGAAGAAGUAGCAGCAGCAGGCGGUGUUUGGUUGUUGCUUUCAUUUUGAUAUUGGCUGUCAUGUCUUGAUGUAGUAACAGCAAGGGAGGGGCAUAUUUUGUGAGCUCUAGGAAUGUUGGGUGCUCUUCUUACUAAUGCUUUUUUUGGUAGGAAGUGAUCGUGAUGUGGGAAUUUCCAUAUCAUAAAACUCUAUUAUGUUGUGUGUUUGUAGCUUCAGGAAAAGGAAGCCUUUCAUGAGUUACUAUUAGUGGUUUAUGUUGAUAUCAUAUCAUGUAUUUCGUCA